Bipolaris sorokiniana ND90Pr is the source of this 1524-nucleotide messenger RNA. RefSeq lists its product as uncharacterized. The transcript has a single exon. Gene Ontology annotation, molecular function: NADP binding; N,N-dimethylaniline monooxygenase activity; flavin adenine dinucleotide binding. The coding region runs from base 1 to 1524 and encodes 507 amino acids. Lineage: Eukaryota; Fungi; Ascomycota; Dothideomycetes; Pleosporales; Pleosporaceae. The record is from RefSeq and is a predicted model, not a curated record.
AUGGCUUCUGAUGGAGAUAGGAUAUCAACCAGAGCAAUGACAAUAGCGGUAGUAGGUGCCGGGCCUUCAGGUGUGAUUGCAGCAAAGUACUUGAGAGCCGAGAAGGUAUUUGAAAAGAUUGUCUUGUUCGAACAGAGAAGUCGACCUGGGGGGAUAUGGAUCUACACUGGCGAGCAGCGAGACGAAAACCUCUUCGACGUACCCCAGACCAACCCGAACAAGGACUUUCAGAAACCAGAAUGGCAGCCUAAAGAAAAGGUUACAAACGGGGAUGUUAAUACAAAUGGCGCCGACAACGCAUCCAAGACUCCCUCUUUCUUAUCGCCAAUAUACGAAACACUGGAAACCAACAUCCCACGUGGACUAAUGAGUUUUCAAGACCUCAACUGGCCAUCCGACAGCCAACUCUUCCCUACCCACGAAACAGUCCUAAAAUACGUCGAAGACUACUCCGCCGACGUCCAAGAUCUAGUCCAAUACUGCACUCAAGUCACCAACGUCAUUCCCACCGACCCAACCAACCCCACCAGCCCAUGGGCCGUCACAACAAAAAACCUCCUGACUAACGAGUCCAUCUCCGAAAUCUACGACGCAGUUAUAGUAGCAAACGGUCACUUCAUCGUCCCCUCUAUCCCCUCCAUCCCCGGUAUCCAAGACUGGGCAGCCCAACACCCAGGUCGAAUCACGCACUCAAAAUACUACCGUCGCGCCUCAGACUUUGCCUCAAAGAAAGUAAUCGUAAUCGGCAACUCCGCCUCAGGCGCCGAUAUCAGCGCUCAGAUCGCCUCCGCCUGCACCCUCCCCCUCCUCUGGUCCACCCGCUCCCAAUCCCUCUUCAGCACAACCCACGGCGCCGCUUCAGCCGAUCAGCGACGCCGCGAAGUACCCCCUAUAGCCCGUUUCCUACCGUCAACCCGCGGCGUAGAAUUUGCAGACGGAUCUCAAGCCCACGACAUCGACGCCAUUGUCUUCGCCACUGGCUAUUUUUACAGCUUACCGUUCUUGGAAUCCGUGGAGCCAAAACUGAUCACAACGGGUGAAAAGGUAAAUCAUACAUAUCAGCACUUAUUCUACGCACCUAGACCUAGUCUGUCUUUCCUAGCGCUAAAUCAGCGAGUAAUCCCUUUUCCCAUCGCAGAAGCCCAGGCUGCGGUGCUGGCGCGCGUGUAUGCUGGUCGUCUUGAUUUACCUUCCAUCGCUACCAUGCGCGCGUGGGAAGAAAGUGUAGAAGAAGAGAUGGGCGCAGGACGCAAUUUCCAUCUCCUGAAUUUCCCGAAGGACGGGAAGUAUAUUAAUGAGAUGAGUGCUUGGGCGGCGCAGGCGGAGGAGAAAGAUGGGUUGGAAGACGGAGGGAAAGGAAAGAAGCCCCCGGUUUGGGGAGAGUGGCAAUUUUGGUGCCGUGAGCAUUUCCCAAAGAUUAGACAGGCGUUUGGGGCUAAGGGUGAGGAAAGGAAAGAGGUUAGGACCUUGGAGGAGUUGGGAUUUGUGUUUGAAGAAGAUAGAGUGAAGGAGAAAGAUGUAUAG